Messenger RNA from Penicillium oxalicum, 2928 nucleotides. RefSeq names its product putative kinesin family protein (KipA). The transcript is spliced from 2 exons. Lineage: Eukaryota; Fungi; Ascomycota; Eurotiomycetes; Eurotiales; Aspergillaceae. Gene Ontology annotation, molecular function: microtubule binding; ATP binding; microtubule motor activity. The record is from RefSeq and is a predicted model, not a curated record. The coding region runs from base 1 to 2928 and encodes 975 amino acids. Gene Ontology annotation, biological process: microtubule-based movement.
AUGUCCUUGUCCGCUCUGCCGCAGCCCCCUCGGCCAUCCACAAAUCCCCCGACCGGAUCUUUACCUCCACUCCCGACUCCGAGAAGCAAAAAAACUAUGCCAACACCCGACGGUCCUCGUGCUGUCUCGCCAUAUCAACUUUCCAAGCUCCGGACGCCGUCGAGUCCUCGGCCCCCAUCGCUCAGUCGAUCCCCGCUGUCCACCUCCACCUCCACUUCCAAUCUGACCACCGCCCGGUCCGUCUCAACGGGUCGCACCCCCGGUAGUCCCGACAAGGCUCUACGCCGAACGAUCAGUAUUGCAUCGUUUCCUCAGCCUCCCAAAGCCGCCAGCCGUCCGUCCACGGCCGCCUCCGCCACGAUAUCGAGCCUACAGGGUUCCGCCGCCGCCACGGCGAGCGGGAAUGCGAAGCUCCAGCGGAGAGGGUCCCGCCUGAGUACGGGGACGGUCGCAAGCCAUCGCAGCUCCCGACCACCGUCAUUACUGAAUGGUAGCGCCGAUGGGAAAUCGAUCCCCGCCGAGGCGCGGGAUGCAGAGGCGUCCCCCUCCCACAGUCGGAGUUCCUCGGCGGGAGGUUCCUGUGCGACGAGCGUGACGACGUUUGAGGAUACGGAGGAUUCCGCGGGUGGUGCGGCCAAGGGGAGCAAGACCAAGGAAUCCAAGGGUAAUGUGAUUGUCAGUGUUCGUGUUCGUCCCGAUACGAGCACCGGAGGGGAAACGCCUCGGAAUCAUGGCGAGUGGUCGCUGGACGGCCGGCGCAGCUUGAUUUCUCAUCGAGGCAAAGAUGGCGGAGACUAUUACUAUGACAAUGUCUUUACCCCGGUGGAAAAUAAUGCCAAAGUGUAUGAUGCAGCCGCCAAGCGACUGGUGCGGCGGGUCAUGGAAGGCUAUCACGGCACAGUCUUCGCCUACGGAAUGACGGGCACCGGUAAGACAUUCUCCAUGCAAGGUACCGCCACCUCUCCCGGUGUCAUUCCCCUCGCCAUUACCGACAUCUUCUCCUUUAUUCGCGAAACCCCCCAUCGAGAAUUCUUACUCCGGGUGAGCUACCUGGAAAUCUACAAUGAGCGGAUCCAUGACCUGCUCUCCACCUCGGUCACCAACGGCGUGGCGGCGCCCCCGCAAGAAGAGAUCAAGCUUCGUGAGGACAGCAAGCGGGGCGUGUACGCGACGCCGCUCAAGGAGGAGAUUGUGCAGAGUCCCACGCAACUCUUGCGGGUGAUCGCCCGCGGAGAUCAUGCUCGCCGGACGAGCAGCACCCAGUUUAAUGCGCGCAGUUCGCGAAGUCACGCGGUGGUGCAGAUCGUCGUGGAAAGUCGAGAGCGAGUGCCGCCGGGGGAUGCACCGGAGAAGCGGACGGUCGUGCCGCCCGGUGGUGUGCGCGUUUCGACACUCAGCCUGAUCGAUCUGGCGGGCUCGGAGCGCGCCGCCGACGAUAAGGAGCGCCGAACGGAAGGGGCCCACAUCAACAAGAGUCUACUCACCCUGGGUAAUAUCAUCUCCAAACUGUCCGAGAACAAGGACAAGCAAGGCAACCCCACAGAUAAGGAUGGUCGACAUUUGCCGUAUCGGGAUUCCAAAUUGACGCGGCUGUUGCAGCCGGCAUUGUCCGGCAAUUCUCUCGUCAGUAUUCUGUGCACGGUGCAGUUGGUCAACGGGAUCAACGCGCACUCGGGCGAGACGCUCAACACGCUCAAGUUCGCGGCCCGCGCCAAGAACAGUAUUGUCAGCCAUGCCAAAAAGGCCGAGGAGGCGUACGGCAGUGGAGGCGGCGAUGCUGGCAGUCGGGUCCUGCUGGAGCGCUACCGCAUGGAGAUUCAAGCCCUGCGAGGCCAGUUAGAUAGCCAGGCCAAGGCCCAGGCGGAAAAGGAACUCAAAUGGGACGAGCAGCAGUUUGAAAAGGAGGCGCAGGCGCGACACGAAGAGCAAGUGCUGGAAAUGCAAUUGGCGCGAACGGCGUUGAAGGAACGCAUUGAGCAUUUGAACCGUCUCAUUCUGAGCUCCAAAUCGACGGGGGUGAACCACCAUGGGAACCUCUCGUCUGCCUUUGGACGUUUGUCCAGGAUGUCCUCCACCGAUGCGGGAACACGCUCGCUGCGAUCUUCUGCCAGUCAAUCCACAUUGGGCGCAGUGCACUCCAAUCGACCCAUGUCCUUUAUGUCGGUCAACAGCAGUUGUCCGUCGAUCCCCUAUGUCCCCGGCUCGUUUGGGAACGAGGAGGAUGACGAUCUCGGCGAAUUCGGAGAUGGGAAAGCCAGUUUGCAGCGACAGGUUGCUGCCUUGCAAGCAGAUCUGAGUGACAAGAACCGAUAUAUCUCCACGUUGGAGCGGCGGCUCCUUCAAGCGCGUCGUUCCAGUCACUCGCGCAUGUCAGCGGGCGUCAAGUCCAACGCUUCAUCUCCCGCCACGAUAUCCGAGCACCCGGACACGACGACCCUGCUUCGGGAGAAGGACAUGGAGAUCAACGAGCUCCGCUCCCAAUUGGAUGAUAAAGAUCGAAUGCUUGCGGCCCUUCGAUCGGCUGCGCGCCACCGCGAUCUCGCAGUGGUCACGGCUGAGUCUUCAAUACCGGAGCUAAAGGUCAAACUGGACGCCACGCCGUCCAGGCGAAGCAGUACGAAUAUCUCGCCCCCCAAUGAGUCCAAUGAGAAAAACCUCAGCCCCACGAGGCGUGUUGCCUCGCUCAGGGCGGCCGAAAGGUACGGUGAUCGACGGAAGAGCGUGGACGAGGUCUCGCGAAUGCUGGACGAGAUGAUCCAGAGCCGCGUGGAAAGUGGCCAUCUCGAGAGAAACUCGGCUGGACAUUUGAAGCAAUUGUCAUCCGACAGUCGGCGGGGGUCAAUGCUGGCAGAAGUGCGAGCGUUGACUCCAACACCAUCCAUUUCGGUGGAGCCAAUACCGGGGGACACUCCGGCUAAUCAUGUAUAG